AUGGCUUCUGUACAGUUGAGGUCUUUGGAUGAUGGAAAUAUAACUGAUGUGCCUGAAUCAGGUGUAACUGUUGUAGGAAGAGGACCGUUUUUAGAGAUAACUGAUAAAAGAGUUUCCAGGAAUCAUGCUAAUUUGGAAAUAGUGGAUGGCAAACUUUACCUAACUCCUAUUCAUGUGAAUCCAUGUUUUUUCAAGAAAGGGGGAGAAGGUAGUCAGAAAAUUCUUGAGAAAGAUGAGAAGUUCUGUCUAGAAGAAGGGGAUGUAUUUGGAUUACUUCCAGAUCAGUUGUUUUUUAAAGUUUUAUAUAAAAAUAAGCCUGUAAAUGGAGAUGUCAAAAAGGAGCCAGAAUCUGUGCCUAGUCAAACAAAUGGUGAUACAAAAUCAGAUGCAAAAGCUGAUCCAGAUGAAAGUUGGGAUAAAAGUAGUGAUAAUGAGAAAGAAGAAAAGAAACCUGAUAUUAAAAAUGAAAUGAAGUCAGAAAAUAAUAAUGAUGAAGCAUCUUCCUCAUCUGGCGCAGGUCCAUCAACAGUUACUCCCCCUGGUCAGAAAGAGAUGGCGUUACCAUUAGAAAGAAAGCGACAACUACCAGCAUGGUUGGUUCAAGCAGCUAAAACUGGACCAUCACCUGAGAAAAAGAAAACAGCACCUAAGGUUCCUGCUGCCAGUAAAAGAGCUCCCAGAGCAGCCACAUCUAAGCCUAUCCCAGAAGCCUUCCUGACAGAUGGUGAAGAUGAUGAUGAAAUUAUUCCAGUUAAAAAAUCAAGAGGUCGUCCAGCACCAAGAAAACCACCAAAAGAUUCUUUCAGUGAAGGAGAAUCUGAAGAAGAACCUCCUCCAAAACCUAAAAAUAGAUCAAAGACCUUAACUCCUGGUACACGAACACCUCGUAGAAAAGAUCAGUUCAAUAGUGAUGAAGAUGACAGUGAUGAACUUAUUGGUCGUAAAGCUAAACCAAUACCACGUCGAACAGCUCGACCACCCACUCCUGAAUCAUUUACACCUUCUAAACGUCCUGUCAGAGCUGCUAAAUAUGCCAGGGGCAGUUACGUGGAUGAUUAUAUUAUAGAGGAUGAAGAAUCAGAUGACUAUGAUGAAUUUGGGUCUCAGAAGAAGUAUGAAGAGGACAGUGAUUUUAUUAUGGAAGAUGAUGACUCAGGCAGUGAUUGGGGAUCUAAAAAAUCUAAAGGAAAGGGGAAGGGAAAGGCAGCAGCUAAAAAUACACCAAAACCACGAUCCACAGCAAAAGGUAGUCGAAGUAGAGGUCGAUCUCGGAAGUCAAGGUCAGAUGUAGACUCAGAUGAAUAUCUGGAUGAGUAUGUACCACGACCCAGUAAAAGACGAGCAAGUAAGGCAGCUAAGAGUGAAAGUGAGGAAGACAGUUCUCCACCACCCAAACCUCGGGAGACGAAGAAGAAGAAGAAACCAGAUAGUGAAGAUGAUGAUGAUGGAGAUGAUGAACCCAAAAAACGGAUACCUUGUGAAUUUGGCAAGAAAUGUUACAGAAAAAAUCCAGCCCAUUUUAAAGAAUGUUGUCAUCCUGGUGAUAAGAGUUAUGAUGAAGCUGAUGAUGAUGAAGCUGAUGAUGAUGAAAAGGCAGAAUGUCCUUAUGGUACUUCCUGUUUUAGAACAAAUCCUGCUCAUCAAGAACAAUAUUCACAUAAUAAUAAACCUAAAAAAGAUGCAAGUAGACCCAAACGAGAAACUGCAGGUAAGAAGAGUGUAUUACAGGGUGAUGAAGAUGACAAUGGAGAGAGAAAUACCUAUGAUUAUAAUGACUCUUUUUUAGAUAAUAAUGAGGCUGAGGAGUCAGAGGAGUCAUUCUUCGACCCUGCAGAAGAGGACUCAGAUUAUGACCCGGAGAGUGAAGAUGUGGCUGGACUCCUUAAAGAAGCUAAAGGCUUUCAGAAAAAUAAAAAAUUAGUGAAACCGGCCAGAAGUAGAUAG
This is a messenger RNA of Lottia gigantea (owl limpet), 1944 nucleotides long. RefSeq lists its product as hypothetical. Bases 1 to 1944 code for a protein of 647 amino acids. The record is from RefSeq and is a predicted model, not a curated record. Gene Ontology annotation, cellular component: nucleus; site of double-strand break. NCBI's taxonomy places the organism in Eukaryota, Metazoa, Mollusca, Gastropoda, Lottiidae. Gene Ontology annotation, biological process: double-strand break repair. The transcript has 13 exons. Gene Ontology annotation, molecular function: DNA-(apurinic or apyrimidinic site) endonuclease activity; 3'-5' exonuclease activity; protein binding.